This is a messenger RNA of Carassius carassius (crucian carp), 626 nucleotides long. RefSeq names its product leukocyte cell-derived chemotaxin-2-like. The coding region runs from base 88 to 570 and encodes 160 amino acids. NCBI's taxonomy places the organism in Eukaryota, Metazoa, Chordata, Actinopteri, Cypriniformes, Cyprinidae. The transcript has 5 exons. The record is from RefSeq and is a predicted model, not a curated record.
AAUAUAAAAUCUCACAGUUAAAUGUUUCUACCAGAUUGAGGACGACCGCAGAGAAGAUAGCAUCGGAAAACAAACACUUACAGGACUAUGAGACUUUACAUCCUUUUCAGUUUUCUUCUCUUGGCUGUGAUUUGCAGCUGCCGUGUUGAUGCUAGUCAAGUGAAAUUUGGCCCCCUCUGCAGUGGGAACUCAAGUAACCGCAAAAGAGGAUGUGAUACGAAGUAUGGCUGUGGAAGCUACGGGGCCAGCCGAGACAGUGGAAAACGGAAACAUGGGGGUCUAGACAUUGUGUGUGCUGAUGGAGCCACAGUUUAUGCUCCAUUUGAUGUUACGCUGAACGGCAAAGCUGCACCAUACACAAAGAACAAUGCUAUCAAUGAUGGCAUUAACUUGAGCGGAGAAGGUCUCUGCUUCAAGCUGUUCUAUGUUAAGCCGGACAGUUACUCUGGGACCCUGAAGAAAGGGCAGAAGAUCGGAACUCUGCUCCCAAUGCAGACGGUUUAUCCUGGAAUCACUUCCCAUGUUCACGUUCAGAUGUGUGACAAAUCAGAUCCCACCAAGUACUUCUGAUGAUGAUGGAGCGGAUGACCACCUGCAAACCACUUCAGAGUCUUCUGCCAUUUAUA